AGGGACAUUAAUGUCAACACCACCAGAUAGAUCCUGGCCUGGCCUGUUGACAGUCACAGUCUUUGAAAAGCACACAUUACGAUGGACGAGCCACCUCGAAAACGCCGCAAGGCAUCGUCUCCACUGCAAGCGCCGUCAAGUCCGCUUCGAAAGCCCCCACGACGACCUUCGUUUGCGUCGCCUACCAAGGCCAGUCUUGCGCGCAACUAUCCUAAUCUACUCCCGACUCGCACGCCGCCCCGCGAUGAUAUCUACGCACGAACAAAGCAGGCCGGCGCGUCCAUACUUGAUGAACACAGCGAUUCACCCGCAGACGGAGUUGAAGAAGUAGAGCUUUCAGCAUCCAAAGCACCUGAAGCACACAAAGGCCCAAAUCGUGACACACUAUUCGCUUCGCCCAGCAAACGUCCACCGCAUGGAUCCGGGGCUGUUUCACGUUCUCCGCUGAAGGAUGCACCUGCGCUGCAGCAAAACCAGCUCACUAGGCCUGUAGAAGAUACUUCGGACGCAGAUGUUCAGGACGAGAAAACCGAGAAGAGUUAUCUGGAUCCUACAAUCGAGCAAAGAAAACGAGAGAAAGCACGACUACAGCGUGAGGUCGAAGAGCUGGAAGCACAGGUGUCGAGAUGUACGAAAGAGAUUAUGGCCGAACAACAACGUGCAGCUGACGACACCCUGCUUCCUGCCCAGCGUACAGAUCUUGUCAAGUUUGUCGCAAAGAUUAGUGGCGCAGAUCCCCAAGAUGAACGGCCAACACCAGUCUCUAGCCUUAUUUGCUCCUUCUUACCGUUUACAAAUCUGAGUGUAUCUGCUCCCAAACAAAAGCAACCAGAGAAGCCGAUCGCAUCACAUCGACCUGUACAACUCAAGGAACCAUUGCCUUACCUCGAGAUGUUCACGUCCCUUAAUUUCUCUAAGCAACUUGGCUUGCCCCGAGGCAAAGUCCUCCCUUCCUCGAAACGCAUACACCAGAAACACACAAUCAAUAUCAGCAGCCCCCAAAUGAUUUUGACUGCACAAGUCGCUGUCAACAUCGACUGUCUGACCAACAAGGUCAUCGACAUGCAUCUCCUCCGCCUAACUUCAUGGGCUGAGCGAGAGUUGGGUACCUUUAUGCGUGCAAGAGCAAAAGAGAAUGAUCUCGGCAAUGCAUGCUGGGCUGUCGACUCGUUUUGGGAUGUUGCGACAAAGCGUGCGCAGUACUGGCAUAGGUGCGAAAAGGCAUUCGCUCGACUGCUACCAGGGCGCACGGGUGCUGAUGCUGAGAACGUGGUGAACACAGAGACGAAGUCUUCGAUACUCUCGCGGAAAGACCUAAGUCGCCAUCUGGGGCGCGACGUGUUGAUUCUACAGGACAAGCACGUCUUGCUCAAGAUCAACUGGCGCAUUGUAUUUGAUUGGACCGGCGAAGCAGAGUCGAACGUAAACGUGGAAUGCGCUGUGCCUGCUGUGUGGAAUGAAGCCGAUGCAAGUGAUACGUUCCAGAAGGUACCAGAGACGUUUGACUCACUUCUGCGGAUGAAGGGUACGUUUGAGGCUACGAAAAUCAUGGUCACACUGCUGUUUUCGCAGUGAACGGCACGGGUGAUGUCUUCUGUAUAGUGCAUUCCGAGAUACCCAGUUCGAAUUUUCAUCGCUAGCAAGGAGCUGCUGCUCAUAGUCAUCAACAUCUCCUUGCAUUUGAUCUGAUGCUUCGACGUGUACUAAGCCCAUCGUCUCUCCUUGCUCGCAGACGAAGUUGAGCUUGCACCGUCAUUAGGACGAGAU
Boeremia exigua is the source of this 1767-nucleotide messenger RNA. RefSeq lists its product as uncharacterized. Bases 82 to 1575 code for a protein of 497 amino acids. Lineage: Eukaryota; Fungi; Ascomycota; Dothideomycetes; Pleosporales; Didymellaceae. The transcript has 2 exons. The record is from RefSeq and is a predicted model, not a curated record.